Messenger RNA from Eruca vesicaria subsp. sativa (arugula), 3117 nucleotides. Lineage: Eukaryota; Viridiplantae; Streptophyta; Magnoliopsida; Brassicales; Brassicaceae. The record is from the annotation of a GenBank genome assembly.
CCUUUGUCUCGUUUAGGCUUAUCAAUACGCAAAAAAAGUCGAAGCAGAAACAUAACGAAAACUUUUCUACCUCUUCCCUCACACCUCCAAUCCAACCCUAAAUCUCACUUCCCCCCCAAAGUUACUUCCUUUUUGUAUCAAUCAAUUUUCGAUUUCCCCUGUGAUUAGAUCUGCUUUCAAUUGGUGUUAGUAUCGGUCCCCCUUUUAUAUACUCGUCUUGGAUCCAAUUGGAAUUUUUUUGAAUUUUUAGGGUUCAGAUGAACAACGGAGAGGAAGAAAACGGCGUGGAUGCAGCCUCUCCGUGUUCAUCGUUGCAUUACUCUUCCUGUGGAGAAUCAGAGUUUGAUCGUUAUUGUAGUGCGAACUCGGCUUUAGGAACCCCAAGCGUGUGUGGCUCCACAGGCCCAUUUCACGAUUCCUUGGAAUCUGAUUUUGAUAAUUUCACCUUGGGACCAACAAGUCUAAAGCUCUCUUCUUCUUUCGGUAAGACGACACCGUUAGGUCAAAGAGUUGUUAGUGUAGGCGAGACAACAAGCACUAACAUCAUGAUCCAAGAAACUAAGGUUUCUGAUGAAUUGAAUCAGUUGAGUGAUGUGGAUGAUCAUUCUGAUAGUGAUCAUUCUGGUAAAAAUGUUUACUUUCCACGGAAGCUAGAGCGUAAUGAGGAGUCUAGAGAUGAGAGUGAUAACCCUUUUCUCAUUAAUUCUUCCACUGCUUUUGGUACUAAUGAUUGGGAUGAGUUUGAGCUUGAAGCCACUGAACUUAAUGACACUCCUUUUGACUUCAGCGGGUUUGGGGAGCGUGAGAAAGAGUGUGGUGAAAAUGAAGGGACGUCCACAAAGCUUCCAGAUGUGGCUCAAGCUGGAAAAGGAAUAGAACAUACAAACCUAACAGUGAGCACUAGAGAUACUCCGGAUUUAGGUAAUAGCAUUGAAGAUGUACUAAGACAUAGAGAUUUAACUGUUUUGACCCAAAGGGAGCAAGGUGGUGUAGCAAGAGACAGUAUAACUAUCAGAGGCUCUGCCUCUGGAGACCUGAGUAUUGAUAUGAAAACCUUGGUGGUUCCUCAAUCAGUUGUAAAAGAAGAAUUUGUUGGAGACAGCAACAAUCAAACUGAGGAUAGAUCUGUAGCCAUGAACUACCUUCGGUCUAGUGAUAAUGAUGAUGUCCUGGAUAUCACUCCAGUUGAGUUAGGAAACGAAGAUUUGUCAUGUGGGACUGGUGUUCUUGAUGGCAAUGACUCUUUUGGACUAAUUCACGAAUCAUCUGAGAAUGCAAAACAGUCAAUUACAUUUGGAGAGUGCGACUCAGAGCCUAUGUUUGCAUCAUCGAACUCUGAUAAGCCAUCAUCUACAGAUUCCCAUCCUGUUAUAAGUGCCUUACAAGUCGAUAACACCGAACUUAAGAAGGAGAGCACAGAACUUAACGACUUCUAUGAUGAUUUUGUUCAUGAUAUGGAAGAUAUACUACUCGACUCUGGUGAAUCAUCUGGGGCUAGGUAUUCCAAGAGUGAUAAGAUGUUCCAGCUACAGCUCUCUCUUCCUAACCGGGAUGGGGGACAAACUGCUACAACUUCUGGUCUAGAGGAUUCAUCUCCAAUAGUCUCCCAGAGAUUUAGGAUUGAUAGGGUUGAAGUUGUUGGGGUAAAGCAAAAGAAAGGUGAUGUCUCGCUGAGUGAGAGAUUAGUUGGGGUGAAGGAAUACACAGUGUAUCUCAUAAGGGUCUGGAGUGGGAAGGAUAAGUGGGAAAUUGAACGAAGAUACCGUGAUUUUUAUAGUCUCUACCGUCGGUUGACAUCUUUAUUCGCUGAUCAAGGCUGGACACUUCCUACACCUUGGGCCUCUGUGGAAAGAGAAUCCAGGAAAAUAUUUGGAACAUCGCCCAAUGCCGUUUCUGAAAGGACAGUCCUUAUUCAAGAUUGUGUAAAUUCAGUUCUUCAGUCUCGGUUUUUCCCCACACUUCCAAAUGCUUUACUUCGGUUUUUGUCCCCUCAAGAUGCAAGUUCUACUGGAUCGGAUUCUAUGAUGUCUCCAACAGGCUAUGCUGGCGACACUUUUGCUGCAACCAGUUCUUCCUAUGGAAAUAACAUCUCGCUCAUUGUUGAUAUUCGACCUUAUAAAUCUGUGAAGCAGUUGCUAGAAGCUCAGCAUUACAUUUGCGCUGGAUGCCACAGGUACUUUGAUGAUGGAGCGACUCUUGUGCGGGACUUUGUGAAAGCUCUUGGAUGGGGCAAGCCUCGGCUUUGCGAAUAUACUGGUCAGUUGUUUUGUUCUUCCUGCCAUACAAAUGACAUGGCAGUCUUGCCAGCGAGAGUGUUACAUCAUUGGGAUUUUAAUCACUAUCCAGUUUCUCAACUGGCGAAAUCAUAUCUAGACUCCAUACACGAGCAGCCUAUGCUAUGUGUCAGUGCGGUCAAUCCUUUUCUGUCCUCGAAGGUUCCUGCACUGAACCAUAUUAUGAGCAUCAGGAAAAGAAUAACCAUUAUGAUUCCAUAUGUACACUGCUCAUUCCGCAAGACACUAAACAAAGGACUCAGUACUCGAAGACACCUUCUUGAGAGCACUGAUUUUUUUGCUUUGAGAGAUCUAAUUGAUCUUUCUAAAGGGCCAUUUGCAGCACUUCCUGGAAUCGUGGAGACCGUUAGGCAGAAAAUUCUGGAGCAUAUUACAGAACAGUGCCUUGUUUGUUGCGAUGUGGGGGUUCCCUGUAAUGCCCGGCAAGCUUGUGACGACACAUCCUCUUUAAUAUUUCCCUUCCAGGAAGAUGAGGUUAAGAAAUGCAGGACGUGCGGUUUGGUUUACCACAAGAGAUGCUUCUCAAGACUGUCAAGCUGCCACUGCGGAGCACAACUAAAGCCGAACAAGAGCCCUGCAGAGCAUCAAGUGUUGGAGAAGAAAUCUGAUUCCACGUCUGUUUUGCCUCUGCGAUUCCUCUCGGGUUUAUUUGGAAAGAGUUCAAAGAAAGACACAGAAACCACUAUUCUAAUGGGUUCGCUUCCAACCAAUGAUCUAUAGACUUGUUAUAGGUCUGAUUCUUUUAUAUAUGUAUGUGUGUUUAUGUAAACCUUUUGCCAUUUGUAACGUAAACCUCAGAUUGUAAAACCUAAUUUCUUUUACA